Molecule: messenger RNA, 954 nt
Organism: Diversispora eburnea
Lineage: Eukaryota; Fungi; Glomeromycota; Glomeromycetes; Diversisporales; Diversisporaceae
Source: the annotation of a GenBank genome assembly
AUGUCAUCGGUUUCAUCGUUUCCCAAUGAAAUUAUGCAAAAGAUUCUCAAAGAUCUUUUUCAUUAUAAUACACCAUAUCAACCUCAUUAUCGAGAUUUAUUUAAUUGUAUAUUGGUGAAUCGUCAAUGGUGUUCUUUGGCCAUUCCAAUCUUAUGGACAGAUCCUUUAAGAUAUAUGGAUGUUCAUAGUAAACCCUGUGAUCCGAUCAUCAUAACUUAUUUAUCAACCUUAAAUCAAGUGGAAAAAUCAAAAUUAAAUAAUUUACUUGGAUCAAUAACUUUAUUUGAUGAUACGAUUUACAAUUACCCUUCAUUCCUUAAAAUUUUAAAUUUAAAUGUUUUUUAUUUGGCGAUUUCGAAUUUCAUUAAUUCAUUGGAUUUAAAGAAACGAAAAGAAAUUUUCUUGAGGGAUCAUUUAUUUCGUGAGAUUUUUAAUAUUUUGACGAAUCAAAAUGCGAAUUUGAAAGGACUCCUGAUCACGGUGGAUUAUCCUUUAUGUGACCUUUUACCCACACUUAAUGAUACGAAAUUUGGAUCCUUAAUUAAUCCUAUUAAGAAGAUGAAUCACCUUAGUAAUCAGAAGGGAACCAUAGAUAACGUUAUUUCAUUAUUACUUAAUCAAUAUCGAUUAAAUGGUUUAAAAAUUGGAGGAUUUUCUAAAGGGAUUCAUCGAAUCAUUUCCUCAUUAUCAAAUCUCAAAUCCACUUUAUCUAUCAUUCACUUUUCUCAUAUUGAUUUCUCGAGUUGUGGUUCAAUGAAUGGAUUGGCGGAUUGUGAGAAUCUUGAGAAUCUUGGAUUUUAUUGUUGUGAGAAUUUAACCAAAGUGAUGUGGGCCCCAUUAUUACGAACUUCCAUGAAUACCCUUGAAGAAGUGAUCUUAUACGAUACGUCGGCGGAUUGUAUUAAGGAAUGGAGUAAAAGGAGACAGAUUAAAGUCUUGGAAGAAUUAAUUUAA